Messenger RNA from Rhodamnia argentea, 1067 nucleotides. RefSeq lists its product as uncharacterized. The record is from RefSeq and is a predicted model, not a curated record. Bases 239 to 880 code for a protein of 213 amino acids. NCBI's taxonomy places the organism in Eukaryota, Viridiplantae, Streptophyta, Magnoliopsida, Myrtales, Myrtaceae. The transcript is spliced from 3 exons.
CCCUUUAUUUUUCGUGGAAUCUGAUGUGGACAAGAUUUCAAUAGGUUCCUUUUGUGCCAGAAAUUGCUAUUUAUCAAAGGCGAUAGCAAAUUUCUUUCAUUUUCUCAAGUUUCACUUGCUCUCCGAAACAAAAUGGUGAGCUUUAUGAUGUACAUCAUUAUGUAUCCCUGCUACAUGUUCUUAUUUAUGCUGCUAUUUGUCUAACCUUCCUAUUUGUCGGUAUAAACGUGGAAGUCACAUGCGUGGCGUAGUUUCACAAGGAAGACUAACCCCUUCCCCUUCCCCUUCCUCGUCCCCAUCCGUUUCCUCUUCCCCUUCCCCUUCCCUAAACCCUCAACAAGUACAUGCUGAUGGACAACAUAGACACAUUGGCCCUUCCUCCGUCCCUCAAGAGCAUAUUAGGGAACAACUUGGACACAUGCGAAGUGAAUGUCCUUCAGCUCCAUCUCCUUCAGCUCCAUCUUCCAUGCAACACUCAAAUGAUGAGGGAGGUGAAGAAGAUAGCCGAUUGAUCAUAUGCCCAUAUGGAGAUUCAUUCACGGAUGCUACAUACGUUGUGAGACAACUUAAUAAAAUAGUGAAUAACUAUUGGAGGGGGCCGUGGAAUAGCUACGGCAGCGCGCCAAAACAAGUAAAGGAUUUGUGGUGGAAUGAGUUCAAGCGAAAGUUCAGCUGGGAUGAAACGGAAGAGGAUGAAGUUAGAAGAAUUUUUAAGAAGAAAGCCGGUGAUCACAUACGAAAUGUGAUGAACAAAGCAAAGAGAAGUCAAGGGAAGCCAGAUUUCAUUAUCGGUGACGAUUGGACAGAAAUAAAGAGAAUUUGGGAAAGUGAAAAGAAUAUGCAAAGGAGUGAACAAAAUAAGAAGAAUCGGGGCUUCUAGUUCUGCUGAAGGGUCUGCGACAUAUGCUGGGGGCUCUAUCAACAUUGGGGAGCAUAAAAAGAGAAUGGUAAGUUUGUUUAACAUGUUGUAAUUUAAUUUAAUUCAAUUACUCAUUUAUGUUUCAAUUUUAUAGGCAAAUGAAUUGGGGACGAAACCGACAUAUACAGCUACAUUUGAAUGCACAUUU